This is a messenger RNA of Zalophus californianus (California sea lion), 5261 nucleotides long. RefSeq names its product endothelial PAS domain protein 1 (gene EPAS1). Gene Ontology annotation, molecular function: protein dimerization activity; DNA-binding transcription factor activity, RNA polymerase II-specific; RNA polymerase II transcription regulatory region sequence-specific DNA binding. The transcript is spliced from 16 exons. The record is from RefSeq and is a predicted model, not a curated record. Bases 536 to 3133 code for a protein of 865 amino acids. Gene Ontology annotation, cellular component: nucleus; transcription regulator complex; cytoplasm. Gene Ontology annotation, biological process: regulation of transcription by RNA polymerase II; cellular response to hypoxia. Lineage: Eukaryota; Metazoa; Chordata; Mammalia; Carnivora; Otariidae.
CCCGAGAGCCGGACAUUUGAGAGCCGUCCACGACACAGCCCCUGCACCCAACACAGCGCUAGCCUGAGGCGGCUGUACAAUCCUCGGCAGUGUCCUGAGACUGUAUGGUCAUCUCCGCGGUCGCGCCCGCCCGGCCUUGGACUCUUCCAACUCCAGUUGUUGCAGCCACUUCUUAUUUUUAUUUUUAUUUUUGAAAACCCAGAAAAGUGACUCCUCUUCGUGGGAAAAAGGAACUAAGGUCCCGCUCUCGCGGCCCUCUUUUUGGGUUUGACAGCCUCCUCCCACUCCUUUCCCCGACCCCGCCUCCCCGUGCAGGUUCCUCCCCGGCACCUCUCUCCGCCCUCCUCCCCGCACCUAGCCAGCAGCUCGAGAACUUCCACCUGACGGUGCGGGGCGCUCGGGACCUGCGAGCACCUAGGACCUUUAACACCGGCCCGGGCCACAAGGAGUAGGCGAGGGCCACAUCGAAGGCGGCGACUGCAAUCCCCACCGGCCGGGGAGCUCAGGUGUCGCGUUUGAGAGCGCCACGGUGACAAUGACAGCUGACAAGGAGAAGAAAAGGAGUAGCUCGGAGAGGAGGAAGGAGAAGUCCCGGGAUGCUGCCAGGUGCCGGAGGAGCAAAGAGACGGAGGUCUUCUACGAGCUGGCCCAUGAGCUGCCCCUGCCGCACAGCGUGAGCUCCCACCUGGACAAAGCCUCCAUCAUGCGGCUGGCCAUCAGCUUCCUGCGCACACACAAGCUCCUGUCCUCAGUUUGCUCUGAAAAUGAGUCUGAAGCUGAGGCUAACCAACAGAUGGACAACUUGUACCUAAAAGCGUUGGAGGGUUUCAUUGCCGUGGUGACCCAAGAUGGCGACAUGAUCUUUCUGUCAGAAAACAUCAGCAAGUUCAUGGGACUCACACAGGUGGAGCUAACAGGACACAGUAUCUUUGACUUCACUCAUCCCUGUGACCAUGAGGAGAUUCGUGAGAACCUGAGUCUCAAAAGUGGCUCUGGUUUCGGGAAGAAAAGCAAAGACAUGUCCACAGAGCGGGACUUCUUCAUGAGGAUGAAGUGCACAGUCACCAACAGAGGCCGGACUGUCAACCUCAAGUCAGCCACCUGGAAGGUCUUGCACUGCACUGGCCAGGUGAAGGUGUACAACAACUGCCCCCCUCACAGUGGCCUCUGCAGCUACAAGGAGCCCCUGCUCUCCUGCCUCAUCAUCAUGUGCGAACCCAUCCAGCACCCAUCACACAUGGACAUCCCCCUGGACAGCAAGACCUUCCUCAGCCGCCACAGCAUGGACAUGAAGUUCACCUACUGUGACGACAGAAUCACAGAACUAGUUGGUUACCACCCUGAGGAAUUGCUUGGCCGCUCAGCCUAUGAGUUUUACCAUGCUUUGGACUCAGAGAACAUGACCAAAAGUCACCAGAACCUGUGCACCAAAGGGCAGGUGGUGAGCAGCCAGUACCGGAUGCUUGCAAAGCACGGGGGCUACGUGUGGCUGGAGACCCAGGGGACAGUCAUCUACAACCCUCGCAACCUGCAGCCCCAGUGCAUCAUGUGCGUGAACUACGUCCUGAGUGAGAUCGAGAAGAACGACGUGGUGUUCUCCAUGGACCAGACGGAAUCCCUGUUCAAGCCCCACCUGAUGGCCAUGAACAGCAUCUUUGACAGCAGUGGGGAGGUGGCGGUGUCUGACAAGAGUAACUACCUGUUCACCAAGCUGAAGGAGGAGCCCGAGGAGCUAGCCCAGCUAGCGCCCACUGCAGGAGAUGUCAUCGUUUCUCUGGAUUUCGGGAGCCAGAGCUUCGAGGAGGCCUCAUCCUACGGCAGCACCCUGCUGCCCCCAAGCCAGCCGUGGCCCAGAGAGCCGAGGAGCCAGAGCGAGCCGGGGAGCCUGCCCGCCUUCACCGUGCCCCAAGCGGCAGCCUCUGGCAGCGCCACCCCAAGUGGCAGCAGCAGCAGCAGCUGCUCCACGCCCAGCAGCCCCGGAGACUAUUACACAUCCCUGAAUGAUGAUCUGAAGAUUGAAGUGAUCGAGAAGCUCUUCACGAUGGAUACAGAGGCAAAGGACCAGGGCGGCACCCAGACGGACUUCAGUGAGCUGGACUUGGAGACCCUGGCACCUUACAUCCCCAUGGACGGUGAAGACUUCCAGCUCAGUCCCAUCUGCCCCGAAGAGAGGCUCCUGCCGGAGAAGCCGCAGUCCACCCCCCAGCACUGCUUCAGCACCAUGACGAACAUCUUCCAGCCACUGGCGCCAAUGGCCUCCCAUGGGCCCUUCCUCCUGGACAAAUAUCAGCAGCAGCUGGGAAGCAAGAAGAUAGAGCCUGAGCACCAGCCUAUGUCCUCCAUCUUCUUUGAUGGCGGGAGUAAGGUGUCACUGCCCCCGUGCUGUGGCCAAACCAGCACCCCUCUCUCCUCCAUGGGAGGCAGAUCCAACACCCAGUGGCCCCCUGACCCACCAUUACAUUUUGGGCCCACUAAGUGGCCUGCUGCAGAUCAGCACACGGAGUCCUUGGGGCCAUCACCGUUGGGCGCCCCCAUCACCUCACCUCAUCUCUCCAUGUUCAAGAAAAGGUCUGCAAAGGGCUUUGGGCCCCAAGGCCCAGAUGUGCUGAGCCCAGCCAUGGUAGCCCUGGCCAACAAGCUGAAGCUGAAGCGACAGCGAGAAUAUGAGGAACAAGCCUUCCAAGACAUGAGUGGGGGGGACCCAUCGAGCAGCAGCACUUCGCAUCAGGUGUGGAAAAGGAUGAAGAGCCUCAGGGGCAACGUGAGCUGCCCUCUGAUGCCCGACAAACUGCUGAGCGCAAACCUCCCCAGUGACGAGUUCACCCAAAAUCCCAUGAGGGGCCUCGGACAGCCCCUGAGACACCUGCCACCACCACCCUCUGCCGGGAGCCCUGGGGAGAACGCCAAGAGGGGGCUCCCCCCGCAGUGUUACGCCCCUCCGUACCAGGACUACAGCCUGCCAUCGGCUCACAAGGUGUCAGGCAUGGCCAGUCGGCUGCUCGGGCCCUCCUUUGAGCCCUACCUGCUGCCCGAAUUGACCAGAUAUGACUGUGAGGUGAAUGUUCCGGUGCCAGGAAGCUCCACGCUCCUGCAAGGAGGGGACCUCCUCAGAGCCCUGGACCAGGCCACCUGAGCCAGGGCUCCCCCUUGGGCGGCUCCCUACCCCCCCCCGCCCCGCCGGCCCACACCGCCCUGCCAGCUUCACUCUCUACGUCUACUUUUGCAACUAGGUAUCUCUAACACCAACACACUUUUUACAAGAUGUACCUGGCCUGGCAAACCUGCCCACGUCACCAAGUAGUGGCCUUUUUCUAAAGAUGCUCACUUUAGUAGCUGUAUUUUUAAAUACACCGUUUUCCCUGCUGUGUUUUAUUCUGUCAAUGAACAUGUUCUUAAAUUUUGUAAGAUUUUUCUUUCCCAACUUCGAUUACUUCUAAUUUAUAUUAUUCAUGGGCCCCUUUGUCUCGCUCUCUCACACACACAGUAUCCAUACUAACAAGUUCUGUGUUAAGUCUGGUCUCUUGUCGGGAAAGCUUUGGCUUCAUUUAACUAAAAAAAGGUUUUGUUGUUGUUGUUGUUGUUGUUGCCAAAGAGAAACAAAGUAAUUUUGCUAUCCAAGCUGGACUUUCGUGGCCUGUUCCUCUCAAAGCCCUUCUUUCUUUCUUAAAACUAAUCACCCUAUGGUAAAUUUCCAUCUUUUUUCUCUUCUUAAGUCUACCUUAGCUCUAAUCUUGACACAACUUUUGGGAAAAAGAAAUGUGAAGGGUGAACUCCAGCGUAUGCGGUUGUCUGUGAAGGUUGCGCAAUGUGGCUUUUCCCUCACUGUUUGGGGUUCUUCUCCUGCAUUCGGUGGAUUUGUUUGUUAAUUAUUAUUCAAAAACAUAACUGAGUUUUUAAAAAAAAAAAACUUUAACCUGGGUUAAUGUGUUUAUCAUAUAUAUGGGUACUUUGUAAUAUCUAAAAACUUAGAAACAAAUGGAAUCCUGCUCACAAAAUCACUUUAAGAUAUUUUUCAUAAGGUGUUGGUUUUCUCUCUCCUGGUGUUGCCGACACUGCAAUCGCUCGGCACUCCCCUGGGUCUGCCCUAGCUCUGCUCAAGGUCUCUCGCUUUUGGCUCUGGGGAUAUGCCAUGGGCGUGACAAACAAUCCAAGACGUGGAAUCAUGAAGUGUUGGGAGCAUUGCGAGCUGUCUUCUCAUGUUCUAUAUGUAUUAUGUAUGUAUGUAUGUAUGUAUAUUAUUAUUGCUGCCAAGAGGGUCUGAUGGCAUGUUAUGGGGUGAGGGUGGGGCGAAUCUAAGGGAGGGGAAGUGCUUUAAUUUUUCUUCAGAUUUUGUUGCUAGCCCUUCAAGUGCACUGAGCUAUGGGACUCUAAAGGUCUUUCACGUGGCACAUUUGGAUAUUUCCAGAAUUACCAUGAGAUGGUUUCAGUGGGAAUUCAGGAAAGAAAGUGAGGAUUCAGAAAUGGUGCAGUGAUCCAGCCCACGGUCCUCCCAGCUUACCAGCCUGGAGCACAUGGAGCUGGCCUGAGAGAGGGUGCGGAAAGGGGCUGUAGCUGGUCCUGACCAGGCCCGCACCCCUUCCUCAGCCUGCUGUCAGGUGGCCCCCGCCAGGAGCAGCAGGUAGACUUCCUGGUUGGCCCCUAGCCUCAGGCCUUCCCCAAGGUCUGUCACCUGAAGUGACUUACACAGGUAGGAAGCACUGAAAAUCAAGUGUUCUCAGAGCACUUUAUAACCCACUGGUUAAGAGGGACAAUACCUUUUGGUUUUUAAAUACCAAUCACAUGGAGCUCUUCUGUCCUGGGUACAAUGAGGAAAUUUCUAGAAACACACACAAAGCACGGCAGGCCAAGAAUUUGGUAAAGCUGGAUGGACUUAUUGCCGAAAACACAACAAAAAACUGAAGUUCAAAAGAAAUCUAGGAGAAAAAUGACCUGGUCACUGCCUUGACCAAAUCACACUGUAGCACCACCGCUUGGCCCCACGCACGGCGGCAGAACUUGAAGGGUUACUGACGUGUAAACGCUGGUGUUUGAUUUUCUGUGUGUGUUGCCUCAGCAUUAAGGGCAUUUUACCCUUGCAGUUUUACUAAAACACUCUGAAAAAUAUUCCAAGCUUCAUAUUAACCUUACCUGUCAACAUAACGAGUUCAUGAACAUUACUGUAUUGUCAAACUCCUACUGACAACAUUAUUAUAGAGGAGCUUAACUUUAUAAGGAAAUGUAUUUUGACACUGAUAUCUUAUUAAAGUGUUCUGAUCCUACCA